Molecule: messenger RNA, 2538 nt
Organism: Cynara cardunculus var. scolymus (artichoke)
Lineage: Eukaryota; Viridiplantae; Streptophyta; Magnoliopsida; Asterales; Asteraceae
Product: FT-interacting protein 1-like
Exons: 1
Coding region: 1-2538 (845 amino acids)
Source: RefSeq, a predicted model, not a curated record
AUGGCAAGACAGAACCAGAAUCAAAAUCAAAACCAGAACCAGAAUCGAAAUCAAAACCAGAACCAGAACCGAAAUCAAAACCAGAAUCAAAGGCAAAACCAGAAUCAGAACCAGAAUCAAAGGCAAAACCAAAGUCAGAACCAGAACCAGAACCAGAACCAGAACCAAAACCAAAGGCAAACCCAGAAUCAAAACAGGAAUUCGGAUCCCAAUUCGAAUUUGAACGGAAACGAUGAUUUCAGUCUGAGGGAGACGAGGCCGAGUUUAGGAGGAGGAAGGGUUCCUGGCAAUGAUCGAUUUGGAACAGCUUUUGAUCUUGUGGAGCAAAUGCAUUACUUGUAUGUAAGAAUUGUGAAGGCCAAAAGUUUGCCACCAAAAACAGGUAAUGCUAGUAUUCUUCCUGACCCUUAUAUCGAAAUUAAGCUUGGCAAUUUUAUCGCUUCCACCAAACAUUACGAAAAGAAUCCGAAUCCCGAAUGGAACCAAGUGUUUGCAUUCCCAAAAGGCCGGAUUCAGUCACUGAUACUUGAACUCGUUGCUAAAGAUAAAAAUAACACUGAUGAGGAUGAUUUCAUUGGUGGUGUUGUGUUCGAUAUCAGUGAGCUCCCUGUUAGGGUUCCCCCCGAUAGUCCGUUAGCAGCCCAAUGGUAUCGACUGGAGAACGUUAAUGGCGGCAGAGAUGGAGGAGAAUUGAUGGUGGCUGUUUGGAUGGGUACACAAGCCGAUGAAUCUUUCCCAGAUGCCUGGCAUUUGGAUGCCCUUUUGGUUAACGGUGAUGGGGUUACUAAUAUAAGAUCAAAAGUUUAUUUAUCUCCUCGGCUUUGGUAUGUUCGAGUUCAAGUGAUCGAGGCUCAAGAAUUGCAGAAUAUUAACAACGGUAACAACCGACAACCGGAAGUUCUUGUGAAAGGUGCAAUCAUGAAUUUGGUUUUGCGGACUAAAGUUUUGCCGAAACCGUUAUGGAAUGAGGAUCUGAUGUUCGUUGUAGCGGAGCCAUUUGAAGAACGACUGGUUUUGAGCGUGGAGGAGAAACUUGGAAACAAAGAAGAAGUUCUUGGGAAGUGUUUGAUUUCGCUGCAUAAUGUGGAAAAACGAAUGGAUAAUCGGGUCGUAACUAGCAGAUGGUAUAAUCUUGAAAAGCACACGAAAGGCGAAAACGGGCAGGUGAAUGUUGUUGUGUUGAAUAGCCGGAUUCAUGUAAGAGUCUGUUUGGAUGGAGGGUAUCACGUUCUUGACGAGUUGACUCAGUACAGCAGCGAUCUACGGCCAACGUCUAGAUUACUCGGAACUCCAAGCAUUGGUGUUCUAGAAUUGGGAAUAUUGAAUGCUCAAGGAUUAGCACCGAUGAAAACAAGAAACGGGCGUGGGGCGGUUGAUGCUUAUUGUGUAGCGAAAUACGGCCACAAAUGGAUUCGAACCAGAACUGUAAUCGAUUCUUUGAAUCCCCAAUGGAACGAACAGUACACUUGGGAGGUUUUUGAUCCAUGUACCGUGAUCACAAUCGUUGUGUUGGAUAACUGUCAUCUUCAAGGGGUGGAUAAUGGUCGUGGAUCAAAAGAUUCAAGAAUUGGGAAGAUAAGAAUCCGACUAUCGACACUUGAAACCGAUCGAGUCUACACUCAUUCGUAUCCGUUGAUCGUUUUACAGCCAUCGGGUGUGAAAAAAAUGGGCGAAAUACAACUCGCAGUGAGGUUUACGUGCGUAUCGAUGCUGAAUCUGAUGCAAGUUUAUUCACAACCAUUGUUACCACGGAUGCAUUAUGUUCAUCCACUGACGAUUUUCCAGCAAGACAGUUUGCGGCACCAAGCGACUCAGAUCAUGUCCAUGAGGCUGAAUCGAGCUGAGCCACCGUUGCGGAAAGAGGUGGUGGAGUACAUGCUCGAUGUGGGUUCAACCAUGUGGAGCCUGCGAAAGAGUAAAGCUAACUAUUGCAGGAUCAUCGAGGUUCUUUCGAGCCUUAUUCUGUUCUGCAAAUGGUUCAAUCAUAUCUGCAAUUGGACUAGCCCGUCUCUAUCGGUUCUCGUGCACGUUUUGUUUGUGGUUCUUGUCGUAUACCCACAAAUGAUCUUCAGCACAAUGUUGUUUUACUUGAUUUUGAUUGGGAUUUGGAAGUAUCGUUCAAGAUCACGACACCCGCCACAUAUGGAUAUCAAGUUGUCUCAUGGCGAUAAGUCGAGUGCCGAUGAACUCGAUGAAGAGUUUGACGGUUUCCCGAGUUCUAAAAAUGCCGACGUGUUAAGGAUGAGAUACGAUCGGCUCAGAAGCGUGGGGUCGAGGGUUCAAACAGUUAUUGGCGAUUUAGCGACUCAAGGGGAGAGGAUUCAGAAUCUGAUAUCAUGGCGUGAUCCACGAGCCACGACUAUGUUUCUCGUAUUCUGCUUUGUGUUGGCUAUCGUUCUUUAUGUUGUUCCUAUUAAAUUGGUGGUUUUGGCCAUGGGUUUCUUCGUUUUGCGGCAUCCGAAGUUUCGACAUCGGCUACCUUCGGUGCCGAUGAAUUUUUUCCGGAGAUUGCCGGCAAGAACUGAUGGAUUGUUGUGA